Penicillium coprophilum is the source of this 1245-nucleotide messenger RNA. RefSeq lists its product as uncharacterized. The transcript is spliced from 3 exons. The record is from RefSeq and is a predicted model, not a curated record. Lineage: Eukaryota; Fungi; Ascomycota; Eurotiomycetes; Eurotiales; Aspergillaceae. The coding region runs from base 1 to 1245 and encodes 414 amino acids.
AUGACUAUACCUGAUGACAUUCUUGCUGCACAUGCAGCAGGAAGAAUCCCGAGCAAUGUCUCUCUCGAAUAUCUAGCAGAGACCCGCGAUCAUGCCGCCAUUGUGGGAAUCAUUUUCAUGAUAUGCUUCACCGGCCUGUUGAUGAUUGCACGAUUAUAUGCCCGGGCAUUCAUUGUAAAGAAGAUUGGCUUGGACGAUAUGUUGGCAAUCGUGACAUUGAUUCUCUACAUUGGCUUUGUCGUUCUCUCCAUCGUCGUGAUCAAAUUAGGAAGUGGUCGCCACAUGGAAUACAUCCAAUAUGUGCUAUCACCUGGCGCAGUCCGCGAAACCGAAAUCGUAGACUUCAUCGCCCACAUUCUCUACACAACGGCUCUAUUCCUCUGUCGUCUCUCCGGUCUAGCCUUCUACUACCGGCUCUCAGCCCGCUCAACAAAACUCCACCUAAGCAUUAUCAUCGCCGCACCCCUCCUUCUCGCCGCCUAUCUACCCCAGCUCUUCCUCCUGAUCUUCCACUGCAAACCGGUCACAGGGCUGUGGCCCUACGCGUGGCAAGUUGAGCCAAAGACCUACACAUGUCUCUCGUGGGGGCUCGUAUACUCGGUGAACUCCGGUCUGUCGCUCGCAUGCGACGUGCUGAUGUUCGCGAUCCCGGCCGCACUCAUCAAGGGACUACAUGUCUCGUUAGAAAAGAAGAUCAAGCUAUCAUUUGUGAUGUUCCCCGGUGUCUUCGUGAUCGUCAUCUCUGCAGUCCGCGUCUGGCUCGUCGCAAUAGGCCAAUGGGACUCCGACGGUAGCUGGGCUUAUAACCCUAUGAUGUGUGUCGAGAACGCCGAGAUCGCAGCAACUCUAGUGGCGCUCUCCGUGCCAGCGCUGAAGCCGGUCUUUGGAAACUUGUUCGCGCACCUGACUGAGUACACCUCCAGUCACACGCGCACGCGGUCGGCAAAACUGCAUAGUCUGGGUCAUUCCAAGACUAUGGGAAGCGGUGCGGUCUCCAGCAAUCGGGAUAGUAAGCGUCUCAUUAACUGGUCCAAGAUUGGGAAUGAUGAUUAUGAAAUGAUGCCUUCCGAGGUCUCGGUUUCGAGAGAUAUUCGAGGCGGAUCGAGCGGGAGUGAUCGCAGUAGGAAGGAGGAGAAGCGGAAGCAUGGUACGAAGAGUCCCGGGAUUCGGGUUACGAAUGAAGUUAAUAUUAGUCGUGGGGAGGAGAGGGUCAGUGUCGAGAAGCCUGGCUCUAUAGAGAGUUAG